AGAGAGAGAGGAGGGGGGGGGUGAAGGAAAAAAACCGACUGGGCUGGUCGGUCUUUGUUUCUGGCUAGGAGGAAAAACCGAUAGACGCUGCAACCGUUGAGGACUCAAACGUCGCCUUUUACCACUUUGUGGGGAACUCGCUGCUGCCACACACUUCCUGUUCCCCCCCCCCCCCCCCCCUCCUGCGAGAUGUCCACCCCUGACCCUCCGAUGGGAGGGACACCUCGUCCUGGACCCUCCCCAGGCCCGGGGCCAUCUCCGGGAGGCAUGAUGGGCCCGAGCCCUGGUCCCUCUCCGGGCUCGGCCCACAGCAUGAUGGGACCCAGCCCAGGACCUCCUGGAUCCGGACACCCCCACCCACCACAGGGACCCUCAGGAUAUCCUCAGGACAACAUGCACCAGAUGCACAAACCAAUGGAAGCCAUGCAUGAGAAGGGGAUGCCCGACGACCCCCGCUACAGCCAGAUGAAGGGCAUGAGUAUGAGACCAGGGGGGCACAGUGGGAUGGGACCCCCUCCGAGCCCAAUGGACCAACAUUCCCAAGGUUACCCCUCUCCAUUAGGAGGCUCAGAGCAUGCGCCCAGCCCCGUCCCAGCCAGCGGCCCCCCCUCUGGCCCCAUGAUGCCCGGUGGUCCCUCUGGCCCGGUUUCUGGCCCCAUGGAGGGCACUGGGGACCCCAGCCAGGGGAUGGGACAACCUAACCGUGGGGGUCCUCAGGGUCCAGGCGGACCCGGAGCUGCAGGAGGUGGACCAGGUGGUGCAGGUGGACCCACUCCUUUCAACCAGAACCAGCUGCACCAGCUCAGGGCUCAGAUCAUGGCCUACAAGAUGCUGGCUCGCAGUCAGCCUCUCCCCGACCACCUGCAGAUGGCCGUUCAGGGGAAGAGGCCCAUGCCGGGGAUGCAGCAGCAGCCGAUGCCCAACAUGCCGCCGGCGACAGGGCCCGGAGGUGGGCCGGGGCCGGGACCAGGACCGGCUCAGGGCAACUACAACAGGCCACAUGGUAUGGUGGGUCCAAAUAUGGUGCCUCCUGGACCUGCAGGAGUCCCCCCGGGUAUGCAAGGCCAGCCGACCAACGGACCCCCGAAACAGUGGCCUGAAGGACCGAUGGUGAACGCCGCUGCCCCCUCAAACCCUCCUCAGAAGCUGAUUCCUCCUCAGCCCACAGGCAGACCCUCUCCCGCUCCCCCGUCUGUCCCCCCGCCGCCUCCCCCGUUGCCCCCUCAGACUCAGUCGCCAGGACAGCCCGCUCAGCCUCCUCCCAUGAUGCUUCACCAGAAGCAGAACCGCAUCACCCCCAUCCAGAAACCCCGCGGGCUGGACCCGGUGGAGAUCCUCCAGGAGAGAGAGUACAGGUUGCAGGCUCGCAUCGCUCACCGUAUCCAGGAGCUGGAGAACCUGCCCGGCUCUCUCGCCGGCGAUCUUCGCACCAAAGCCAACAUCGAGCUCAAAGCGCUGAGGCUGCUGAACUUCCAGAGACAGCUUCGUCAGGAGGUCGUUGUUUGCAUGCGUCGUGACACCGCUUUGGAGACCGCCCUCAACGCCAAGGCGUACAAACGCAGCAAACGCCAGUCUCUACGGGAAGCCCGGAUCACAGAGAAGCUCGAGAAGCAGCAGAAGAUCGAACAGGAGCGCAAACGCCGCCAGAAACACCAGGAAUACUUGAACAGCAUCCUGCAGCACGCCAAGGACUUCAAAGAGUACCACCGCUCCAUCACCGCCAAGCUCCAGAAGGCCACCAAGGCCGUGGCCACCUACCACGCCAACACAGAGCGCGAGCAGAAGAAGGAGAACGAGCGCAUCGAGAAGGAGAGAAUGAGGAGGCUGAUGGCUGAAGAUGAAGAAGGUUACCGUAAACUCAUCGACCAAAAGAAAGACAAGCGUCUGGCCUACCUGCUGCAGCAGACCGACGAGUACGUGGCCAACCUCACCGAUCUGGUGCGAGCUCACAAAGCCGUCCAAGCUCUGAAAGUGAAGAAGAAGAAGAAGAAGAAAAAGAAGAAGCCCGAGGCGGUGGAGGGCGGAUCCGGCCUGGGACCUGAUGGAGAGCCUCUAGAUGAAACGAGUCAGAUGAGCGACCUUCCUGUGAAGGUCAUCCACACGGACAGCGGAAAGAUCCUGACUGGCGGCGAAGCUCCGAAAGCCGGUCAGCUGGAGACCUGGCUGGAGAUGAACCCGGGGUACGAAGUGGCGCCGCGCUCUGACAGCGAGGACAGCGGCUCUGAGGAGGAGGAAGAGGAGGAGGACGAGGACGAGGAGCAGCCUCAGCCGUCUUCAGCUCCCAGCGAGGAGAAGAAGAAGAUCCCCGACCCCGACAGUGAAGAAGUGUCUGAGGUGGACGUGCGGCACAUCAUCGAACACGCCCGGCAGGACGUGGAUGACGAGUACGGCAGUGCGAGCUUCAACCGAGGCCUGCAGUCGUACUACGCCGUGGCUCACGCCGUCACCGAGAAAGUUGACAAACAGUCGACGCUGCUGAUCAACGGGCAGCUCAAGCAGUACCAGAUCAAAGGUUUGGAGUGGCUCGUGUCGCUUUACAACAACAACUUGAACGGCAUCCUGGCCGAUGAGAUGGGUUUAGGAAAAACCAUCCAGACCAUCGCCCUCAUCACUUACCUCAUGGAGAUGAAGCGCCUCAACGGACCCUUCCUCAUCAUCGUACCUCUCUCAACUUUGUCAAACUGGGUCUAUGAGUUUGAUAAGUGGGCGCCAUCUGUCAUCAAAAUCUCCUACAAGGGGUCUCCACAAGCUCGCCGUGCGUUCGUUCCCAUCCUGCGCAGCGGCAAGUUCAACGUGCUGCUCACCACGUACGAGUACAUCAUCAAAGACAAACAAGUGCUGGCAAAGCUGCGUUGGAAGUACAUGAUCGUGGACGAGGGUCACCGUAUGAAGAACCACCACUGUAAGCUGACUCAGGUCUUGAACACACACUACUUGGCCCCGCGGCGUCUGCUGCUCACAGGAACCCCGCUGCAGAACAAGCUGCCCGAGCUCUGGGCGCUGCUCAACUUCCUGCUGCCCACCAUCUUCAAGAGCUGCAACACGUUCGAGCAGUGGUUCAACGCACCCUUCGCCAUGACCGGAGAGAAGGUCGACCUGAAUGAAGAGGAGACGAUUCUGAUCAUCCGACGUCUUCACAAAGUGCUUCGGCCGUUCUUGCUGCGUCGACUCAAGAAAGAAGUGGAGGCUCAGCUGCCUGAGAAGGUGGAGUAUGUGAUCAAAUGCGACAUGUCGGCUCUGCAGAGGGUUCUGUACCGACACAUGCAGGCCAAAGGAGUCCUGCUCACAGACGGGUCGGAAAAAGACAAGAAGGGUAAAGGUGGUACGAAGACCUUGAUGAACACUAUCAUGCAGCUGAGGAAGAUCUGCAACCACCCGUACAUGUUCCAGCACAUCGAGGAGUCUUUCUCUGAACAUCUCGGUUACUCUGGUGGAGUCGUGAGCGGUCCCGAUCUGUUCCGCUCCUCCGGGAAGUUUGAGCUGCUGGAUCGCAUCCUGCCCAAGCUGAGGGCCACCGACCACAAAGUGCUGCUCUUCUGUCAGAUGACGUCGCUCAUGACCAUCAUGGAGGACUACUUCGCCUACCGUAACUUCAAGUACCUGCGUCUGGACGGAACCACCAAGGCGGAGGAUCGCGGCAUGCUGCUGAAGUCCUUCAACGACCCGGCCUCUGAUUACUUUGUGUUCCUGCUCAGCACCAGGGCCGGAGGUCUCGGUCUGAACCUGCAGUCUGCUGACACAGUCGUCAUCUUUGACAGCGACUGGAACCCUCAUCAGGACUUGCAGGCUCAGGACCGAGCUCAUCGCAUCGGUCAGCAGAACGAGGUGCGCGUUCUCCGCCUCUGCACCGUCAACAGUGUGGAGGAGAAGAUCCUGGCGGCGGCCAAGUACAAACUGAACGUGGACCAGAAGGUCAUCCAGGCCGGCAUGUUCGACCAGAAGUCGUCGGGAUGCGAGCGCCGCGCCUUCUUGCAGGCCAUUCUGGAGCACGAGGAACAGGACGAGGUCGGGACUCGAGGAGGCGACCGCACUAGGGGGGCGUGGGUCGGUGAGGAGGAUGAAGUCCCAGACGACGAGACCGUCAAUCAGAUGAUCGCCCGAAGUGAAGAGGAGUUUGAGCAGUUCAUGCGUAUGGAUCUGGACAGACGCCGCGAGGAGGCGCGUAACCCCAAGAGGAAACCGCGUCUGAUGGAGGAGGACGACAUGCCCAGCUGGAUCCUGAAGGACGACGCCGAGGUGGAGCGGCUGACCUGCGAGGAGGAGGAGGAGAAGAUGUUUGGAAGAGGAUCCCGCCAACGUAAAGAGGUGGACUACAGCGACUCGCUCACGGAGAAACAGUGGCUCAAGGCCAUCGAGGAGGGAAAUCUGGAGGACAUCGAGGAGGAGGUGCGUCACAAAAAGACGACCAGGAAGCGCAAGAGAGACCGGGACCACGACGGCGGUCCGGCCACGCCGAGCUCCAGCAGCGGCCGGGGGCGGGACAAAGACGACGAGGGGAAGAAGGCGAAGAAGCGCGGGCGUCCGCCGGCCGAGAAGCUCUCGCCCAACCCUCAGUCGCUCACCAAGAAGAUGAAGAAGAUCGUGGAUGCUGUCAUCAAGUAUAAAGACGGGAGUAACGGCCGACAGCUAAGCGAAGUCUUCAUCCAGCUGCCAUCUCGCAAAGAGCUGCAGUACUACGAGCUCAUCCGCAAGCCCGUCGACUUCAGGAAGAUCAAGGAGAGGAUCCGCAGCCAUAAGUACCGCAGCCUGAACGACCUGGAAAAGGACGUGAUGCUGCUGUGUCAAAACGCACAGACCUUCAACCUGGAGGGGUCGCUGAUCUACGAGGACUCCAUCGUGCUGCAGUCCGUCUUCACCAGCGUGCGGCAGAAGAUCGAGAAGGAGGACGAGAGCGAAGGAGAGGAGAGCGAGGAAGAGGAGGACGAGCCGGACGAGGGCUCCGAGUCUGAAUCUCGUUCAGUGAAGGUGAAGAUCAAGCUGAGCCGGAAAGAGAAAGGAGAGCGAGGAGAUCGAGGAGGUAAAGGGCAGCGACGGCGAGGCCGCGGCGCUCGAGCUAAACCUGUGGUGAGCGACGACGACAGUGAGGAGGAGCAAGAAGAGGAGCGCUCGGCCAGCGGCAGCGACGAGGACUGAAGUGAGCCCCCGCUCCUGAUCGGACCAACGCCCCCCCCCCCUGAGCCCCCUUGACUGGACUUUAUAUAUUUUACUUAGAUACAGCAGGGAGUCAGUUUGUGAACAGGCCUAGUUUUACCUAGAUGAGCUGAUUUUUAGUGAGACUAUUGUAUUCUCAUUAAAGUAUACCAUUUAUUAAAAACCAGUUAAAAAUAUGAAGUCCACUUCCAUAUUUAAACCAUUGCCCCUCCCCUCCCCCCCCCACAUUAUGAAUAGUAGUGUCUCUUUACCUUCUUUUCUUUUCUCCUGUAAGUGGAAAAUGGACAGAGUUUGAAUAAUCGACUGAGCAUGGGCCAUAAAGACACCGAACUGUUUUUCUUUUUUGUUUUUUUAAGUGCUGUUCAUUUUGUCGUCUUUUCUUUGAGACACGUGAAGCAGGAGGGAAAACUGUGUAACAUGAAGUCCCCCUUUUUUUCUGAAUGCAUGUCGUGCGUGUCUGUCGGAGGAAAAAAAAAAAAAAAAAAAAGCACCUGGAUGUGUCUUCGCUAUUAUCUGUGUUUAAUUUAAGACUACAAGCGGGAUCACGGUACGUCCCGCCCCUGCAGCCCCUCCCUCUCAGGUUGUGUAUGAAUUGGGGGAGGGAGGGAUAGGACCCUCUUCUCGUGUCAGUGUCACUGGAUUCCAAAAAACUACAAUAAAGGCAUCUCAUGAUUA
This is a messenger RNA of Labrus bergylta (ballan wrasse), 5826 nucleotides long. It is a transcript of the gene smarca4a, whose product is annotated as SWI/SNF related, matrix associated, actin dependent regulator of chromatin, subfamily a, member 4a. NCBI's taxonomy places the organism in Eukaryota, Metazoa, Chordata, Actinopteri, Labriformes, Labridae. The record is from RefSeq and is a predicted model, not a curated record. Gene Ontology annotation, biological process: positive regulation of transcription by RNA polymerase II. Gene Ontology annotation, cellular component: nucleus. Gene Ontology annotation, molecular function: DNA binding; transcription factor binding; ATP-dependent chromatin remodeler activity.